CUUUUAUUUUUAUUUUGUUGAGUGUCCGCGUCCUGCGGUGUGUCUGUGUGAUGUGUGUGUCUAGAACUCGUGCAUCCCUCUUGAAUGAACUCCUCUCGUCUUCCUUUAGUAGGAUUAAGAAUUUGCUCUGAGUUUUUUUUUUCUCCCGUCUCCCACCCCCUCUAAUUUUUUAUGCAUUUUUCUAAACUGUCAUGGCGUUUUUGUGUCCUUGGAAAUAAAUGCGGUUAGAAGCGCGGGGUUGGCAAACUGAUGUCCUGACCGGUGAGCGCUGCUCAGAUGCAGCAGAUUUCUAGGAAAAAAUGAGAAUUCAAAAGAAGGACAAGCAGAUGUCCGGCACCCACUCGAUAAAGCACAGCAGCCCAACAGCAGCAGCCUCCUCCGCCGCCUCCUCUACUGCCACUGACCAAAACGCACAAAUCACGUUUCCCGUGGGCCCGAACGGCAAAGAGACCAUCCGCGUCCUCGGCGGGACGACCAAUCACUGCAUGGCCCACACCAAGCACUCGCACGGGACCUGGGAGGGGGGCUCCUCGGGGACUGGUGGCGGUGGCGGAGGAGGAGGGCGCGGCGGGGGCCUCAACGCGGCACGCCCGCCAGCGUCGCCCACCGGCAACAGCGAGGAGGACGAUGGAGGGGGCGGGCAGGCUGGCGGCGGUGGUGGUGGCGGAGGGGGCGGCGCACGCGUGAAGAAGAAACGGAAGAAAAAAGAUAAGAAGGAGCCGCACGCCGCAACCACGUCAGCCGGCGCCACCACCACCACGUGGCAGAAGUCGGCAGCAGCAACAUCAGCAACGGGACGGGAACGGGAACGGGAACGAGACGGCGAAUCCAAACCAAAGAAACGGAAGGAGCUGAAGGAGAUCCUGCCGCGCAAGUCGAAAGCACCCAAGGAGGACAAGGUCAAAGAGGUCAAAGAGGUCAAGGAGUCCAAGAAGUCCGCCAAGGAGCAGAAGUCACCAAAGGAGCCUAAGAAAGGCAGGAAAGGUCGCGAGGCCAAGCCCAAACCUGCUGCUGUCGCCAUCGCAGUCGCAGCUGCAGCCGCCCCCGUGGACUGCAAGGCCACAUCGUCCCCUCCCAGACAAAGAGGCAGGAAGCCCAAAGAGCAGGGAGCGGUCCCGCCGGAGAAGAAGAAGAAGGGCAAGAGGAAAGUCGAGGUCCAGCAGGAGGCGCAGGAGAGUGACGACGCCUCCUCCCUGACGGCCGUGGCCGUGGCCAGCGAGGAGAGCAGCGACCCCCUCGACAGCACCAAGCGUCGGUCGGGGCGGCAGGUGAAGCGGCGGAAGUACAACGAGGACCUGGACUUCAAGGUGGUUGACGACGACGGGGAGACCAUCGCGGUGCUGGGAGCCGGACGCAUGGGGGCCCUGAACGCCUCCACGCUCGCCUGGCAAGCAGAGGAGCCUCCAGAGGAUGAGGCCAACAUCAUUGAGAAGAUCCUCUCUGUGAGGACCGCCAAGAAGGAGGAGGAGACGGAGGAGUCAGGGGACCCACCUGAGGAGUCGGAGGAAUUCUAUGUCAAGUACAGAAAUUUCUCUUACCUUCACUGCAAAUGGGCGACGCUGGAGGAACUGGAAAAGGACCCGCGCAUCCACCAGAAAAUCAAGCGCUUCAGGACCAAGCAGGCGCAGAUGAAGCACAUCUUCAGCGAGCCGGAUGAGGACCUGUUUAAUCCAGACUACAUCGAGGUGGACCGCGUGCUGGAGGUGGCCAUCACCACGGAUACGGAAACUGGAGAGGAGGUGACUCACUACCUGGUGAAGUGGUGCUCUCUGUCCUAUGAGGAAGCCACAUGGGAGCUGCAGGAGGACGUCGACCCCGGGAAGAUCCGCGAGUUUGAGGAGCUGAAGAAAAUUCCGGAUAUGAAAUAUGUGGAGAGGCCGCAGCCUGAUAGGUGGCAGAAGCUGGAGAAGUCACAUGACUACAGGAACGGCAACCAACUGAGGGAGUACCAGCUGGAGGGCAUGAACUGGCUACUAUUCAACUGGUACAACAGGAAAAACUGCAUCCUGGCGGACGAGAUGGGCCUGGGCAAGACCAUCCAGUCCAUCACCUUCCUGUACGAGAUCUUCAGCAUGGGCAUCCGCGGGCCCUUCCUCAUCAUCGCGCCGCUCUCCACCAUCACCAACUGGGAGCGCGAGUUCCGCACCUGGACGGAGAUCAACGUGAUCGUGUACCACGGCAGCCAGAUCAGCCGGCAGAUGAUCCUGCAGUACGAGAUGUACCACCGCGACGAACAUGGGAACCCUGUGAAUGGUAAUUUCAAGUUCCACGGUGUGAUCACGACGUUCGAGAUGAUCAUGGCCGACUGUCCGGAGCUGAAGAAGAUACACUGGCGCUGCGUGGUGAUCGACGAGGCCCACCGGCUGAAAAACCGCAACUGCAAACUCCUGGAGGGGCUCAAGCUCAUGAAUCUGGAGCACAAGGUGCUGUUGACUGGCACGCCACUCCAGAACUCUGUGGAGGAACUCUUCAGCCUGCUCAACUUCCUGGAGCCACUUCAGUUCCCCUCCGAGACCACCUUCCUCGAGGAGUUCGGGGACCUGAAAACAGAGGAGCAGGUGAAGAAGCUGCAGGCCAUCCUGAAGCCCAUGAUGCUGCGGAGGCUGAAGGACGACGUGGAGAAGAACCUGGCGCCCAAGGAGGAGACCAUCAUCGAGGUGGAGCUGACCAACAUGCAGAAGAAGUACUACCGCGCCAUCCUGGAGAAGAACUUCACCUUCCUGGCCAAGGGCGCCAACCAGCACAACAUGCCCAACCUCAUCAACACCAUGAUGGAGCUCCGCAAGUGCUGCAACCACCCCUACCUCAUCACUGGUGCAGAAGAGAAGAUCCUGGAGAGCUUCAGGAAGCAGCACAGCCCGGACGCCCUGGACUUCCAGCUGCAGGCCAUGAUCCAGGCCUCGGGCAAGCUGGUCCUGAUCGACAAGCUGCUGCCGCGCCUCAUCGCCGGGGGACACAAGGUGCUCGUCUUCUCCCAGAUGGUGCGCUGCCUGGACAUCCUGGAGGACUACCUCAUCCAAAGGAGGUACACGUACGAGCGGAUAGACGGGCGCGUGCGAGGGAACCUGCGGCAGGCCGCCAUCGACCGCUUCUGCAAGCCGGACUCGGACCGCUUCGUCUUCCUGCUGUGCACGCGCGCCGGGGGCCUGGGCAUCAACCUCACCGCCGCCGACACCUGCAUCAUCUUCGACUCCGACUGGAACCCCCAGAAUGACCUGCAGGCACAAGCUCGCUGCCACCGGAUUGGCCAGAGCAAGGCGGUGAAGGUGUACCGUCUGAUCACGCGUAACUCGUACGAGCGGGAGAUGUUCGACAAGGCCAGCCUGAAGCUGGGGCUCGACAAGGCCGUGCUACAGGACAUCAACCGCAAGGGCAGCCUAAACGGGGUGACGCAGCUGUCCAAGUUGGAGGUGGAGGACCUGCUGCGUAAGGGGGCGUACGGAGCGCUGAUGGACGAGGAGGACGAGAGCUCCAAGUUCUGCGAGGAGGACAUCGACCAGAUCCUGCAGCGCAGAACGCACACCAUCACCAUCCAAUCAGAAGGGAAGGGAUCCACUUUCGCCAAGGCCAGUUUCGUAUCUUCUGGAAACAGAACCGACAUCUCUCUGGAUGAUCCACAGUUUUGGCAAAAAUGGGCUAAAAUUGCAGAGCUGGAAAUCGAGGAGAAGGAGAAGGAGAGCCUGGUGAUUGACACGCCGCGUGUGCGGAAGCAGACUCGUCACUACAACUCUUUUGAGGACGAUGAGCUGAUGGAAUUCUCGGAGCUGGACAGCGACUCGGAGGAGCGGCCGUGUCGCACGCGACGCCUCAACGACGGCAACCGGCGAUACCUGCGCGCAGAGUGCUUCCGUGUAGAGAAGAACCUGCUCAUAUUUGGCUGGGGCCGCUGGAAGGACAUCCUGACGCACGGGCGCUUCAAGUGGCACCUGGCGGAGCGGGACAUGGAGAUGAUGUGCCGCGCGCUGCUGGCCUACUGCGUGCGCCACUACAAGGGAGACGACAAGAUCAAGAGCUUCAUCUGGGACCUCAUCACCCCCACCAAGGACGGCCAGAACGAGGCGCUGCAGAACCACUCCGGGUUGUCUGCGCCGGUGCCGCGUGGCCGUAAAGGCAAGAAGCUGAAGAACCAGCUGGGUCUGCCGGAGCUGGGCAACACCGAUUGGCUGGUGCACUGCAACCCGGAAGUGCUGCUGCAGGACGACAGCUACAAGAAACACCUCAAGCAGCACUGCAACAAGGUGCUGCUGAGGGUCCGCAUGCUGUACUACCUGAAGGCGGAGGUGCUCGGGGAGGCGGCCAGCCAGGCGCUGGAGGGCAUCCCUGCAAGUAAGCUGGAGGUCGCGCUGCCUGACAUCGACUACAUCGAGAUCCCCGCAGGCUGGUGGGACGCCGACGCUGACAAGUCCCUCCUCAUCGGAGUCCACAAGCACGGGUACGAGCGGUACAAUGCCAUGCGUGCGGACCCCGAGCUCUGCUUCCUGGAGCGGGUGGGUAUGCCUGACGUCAUGGCCCUCACUGCCGAGCAGUCGGGAGCGGAGGUUCCAGUCGACACCAACGACAGCGUUGUGAAGAGCGAGCACGUGAAAGAUGAGGCGGAGAACAAGACGGAGGGAGGAGAGGAUAAGGAGAGCAAAGAUGACGCGAGCUCUGUAACAGACACUUCUGAGAAACAGGAGAGUGUUAUUUCAAAUGAGGCGGUUAUGGUGGUGGAGAGCUCGGAGCAGGGUGGUGGAGGCGGAGUCUGUGGAGGCGGAGUCGGAGGGUGUGGUGGGCGGCUCCUGUGGCCAGCCGGCCCCGCCCUCACGGCACGCCUACGCCGCCUCAUCACCACCUACCAACGCUACAACCGCCGCGAGCCCCUCCGACACGAGUUCCUCAUGAUGGACGGCCCCGCCCACGUACCGUGGCAACUGGGGGAGGAGCUACGCCGGUGUUCCGUGGAGCCGGACCCCCUCUUCCUGGAGUGGCAGAGGAGGUGGACGCGUCGGGAGCAGGCGGAUUUCUACCGGACCGUGUCCUCGUUUGGCGUGAUGUUCGACCCGGACAAGAAGACCUUUGACUGGACUCAGUUCCGUGCCCUCGCUCGCCUGGAGAGGAAGACAGACGAGAGCCUGGAGAGAUACUUCUACAGCUUCGUGUCCAUGUGCCGCACCGCCUGCAGACUUCCCCCACGGAAAGACGAGGGUCCGAUCGACCACGCCCUGCUGGUGGAGCCAAUCACGGAGGAGCGUGCGGCGCGCACCCUGUACCGCAUCGAGCUGCUGCGCAAGAUCCGCGAGCAGGUGCUGCGCCACCCGCUGCUGGGCCAGCGUCUGCCGCUGUGCCAGCCCAGCCUGUACCUGCCCGUGUGGUGGGAGUGCGGGAAGCACGACCGCGACCUGCUGAUCGGCGCCGCCAAGCACGGCCUGAGCCGCACGGACUACUACAUCCUCAACGACCCCCAGCUGUCCUUCCUGGAGGCCCACCGCAACUACGUGCGCAAGGAGAACCACCACCACCACCACCACGGCUACCACCCGGUGCCCCCUGGUGCCUCCGCCUCCUCCUCCAUGCAGGGCAUGUCGCCCUCGUCGGCGGCGGCGCAUCGCCAUUGUUGUUUGUUGUACGACGCAGGGCUCAGCCAUUGCCACUCGCCUCAGCCUCCCGAGUACCACACGCCCUCGCCGCAUCCCCCUCCUCCUCCCGCCCCUCCGCCGCCUCACCACCACGCGGCCCACGGACACCCCCAUCCACACAUCCACGCCCCCGUGCACCACGCGGCCAGCGAGGUGGGGGUCGGUGGAGACUCGGCCGGCUCCCUGGGUGGUGGAGGUUCCAGGGAGGGUUUCCUCGACUGCCCCCCGCUCGACGAGUCCCUGGAGCUGGCCUCCCUGCAGCACGACGGCCUGGCGACCACGACGGACUCGCUCGUUCACGGCGGCAAGCCGUGCAGCAAAGAGGCCUUCAACGGCUUCCCCUUCAACUCGGCGGCGGCCGGCCAGAGCAUGCUCAACUCCUACUCGGACGUGGGCCAGGCGGAGGGGGAGUCGCAGGGGGACGACAUGGACGCCGACUCGAUCGCGGGGAAGCUGCGCAGCGACGUGCUAGUGGGGGAGCAGGGCUCGUCGGAGGAGACGGGGCUGAUGGCGCCCUCGGUGGAGCUGGACGAGCUGCGGGAGACGGCCUGGGAGAGCUCCGAGCACGCCGCCGCCACCGCACACAUGUUCAACGAGGCCGACCCCAUCCUGGGAGCGCCCGCCCCCCUCGAGUCCGAGUUCCUGGACGCCAGCGACGACGCGCCCGUAGGAGACGACGACGGCCAGGUGGACACGGCGCUCAACGACUGCCUGAGCAUGCCCAGUUCGGACUCGCAGAGCAACCCGGUGGAGGCGCUGCCCUCCAGCUUCCUGCUCUUCAAGGAGCUGAGCGAAGGAGCCGAGCCCUCGGUGGAGCAGACGGACCUGUCGGCCAGCCCCCCGCCGCCCGACUACGCCCCCACGCCGCCCGACUACGCCCCCACGCCGCUUUCCCUGGGCGACAUGAGCCUCUCGGGCCACACGGGCCCUGAGGAGGCCGAGGAUCCCGAGGACAACAAGCUGAGCGACUCGGACGUGACGCAGCGCAGCCCCCCGAGCCCCGUGGACGUCGCUGUCGCCAUGGCUGCCACGAGUGUUCCCCCCUUCGAGUUCGACAAGGAGGAGGAGGAGGAGGAGCUGUCCGAGGACAGUCAGCGGAGUCACGGCCUGGCUGUAGUAAGAGGGGCAGGAGGAGUGGUGGACAGCCAGGGGUUCGACGAAGAAGCCUCGUUGGGUGGUCCCCCUUCCGAGGGUCCUCCGGAGGACACUCUUGUUGAGGAGUCUUCCCGACUGGCGCCCCAGAGCGAGGAGAUGACCGAGGAGGAGCAGCCGGAGCUCCGGGAGCCGAGCGAGGAGGAGGAGGAGGAGGAGGAGAACCUUGUAGAACCCUGCGAGGAACCGCCUGCCGAGGACUCCAUCCUGGGAGGGCUGACGGACACAGAAAUGGCCCCCGAGGAUGGCUGUGAGCCUGGGGAGGAGACGCCUUACGAGACGCCUUCAAAGUCGCAUUCAAAUGGCGUCCAGUCAGACGCCGCACCCUACGAGACCACCACGUCAAAGUCACCCAACGAGGUGAUGCACUCGGAAGAAGCGCACAGCGAAGGGUCGGACGCGGUGGUGGGGAGCAGUCUCGGUGGUGGUGACCCCACCUUGUCCUCCCCCGUCGGCACCCCCAUGUCCCCCCCGUCGUCACAGCGCUGCUGCGCCUCCUCGCCCCCCUCCUCCUCCUCGUUGCCGUCCCUGUCCUCCUCCGCCCCCCUGUCCUCCGCCUCUCCGGAGCCCAGCUCGGCCACCGGUGUGGUCCACAUCAAGCAGGAGAUGCUGGAGCUGGAGACGGAGCCGGAGCCCUGCGUCGCCAUGGAGAUGAAGCCGGACCCGGACGCUCUGGAGCCCAGCGUCGCCGCGGAGAUGAAGCCCGACCCGGACGCUCUGGAACCGGACAGCACCACGCUCACGCCGCGUCUGGAGCAGACCGACAUGCUGCUGGAGGCCAAGGAGGAGAUCAAGCAGGAGAGGGUCAAGACCCCAGCUUUGAUGGUGGACAGCUACGUGGAGGCCCCCCGCUACGCUCCGCCGAUGUCGGUGUGCGAUCUGCCCGACGGCCUGCAGGAGGCGCGUGAGCCCACCAUCGCCCAACUCCUGCAGGAGAAGGCCCUGUACUCCUUCUCUGGGUGGCCCAAGGACCGCGUGAUCAUCAACCGCCUGGACAGCAUCUGCCACGCCAUUCUGAAGGGCAAGUGGCCCUCCACCAGCCAUUACGAGGCCCACAGUGCUCUGGUCAACACCUGUGUGCCCAACAGUGCCCAACGCGACCCCACGCGACCCGCCUUCAUGCCAGCGCGAGUUCAGCAGCAGCAGCAGCAGCAGGCGCCCACACAGAGCCUUAACUUCAGCCUCCCGCCAGCACCCGUCUCACGCAUGCCCAAGGAGAGACUAAUAUCGCCGCCGUUCCUGCCCGACCUCAAGCAGCCGGGAGUUCGGCCGCGUUUCGAGUUCGAGGCGGAGGCGCUUAGCAAGUCAUGCCACGCGGUAGCGGGCGAGAAGAUCCAGGUGGGCAUCUCGCACCGCGCUGGCGGCCCGCUGCUGCUCAACGGCUGGCAGGACGCCGCCAUGGACCUCUCCAAACCGCCCGGCGAGCUGGGCAUCGCCACGGAAUCUGGCUCCGUAGGUCACAUCACUCACGCGGUCCACACCCCUCCUCCGCCACCCCCCGCUCACCCGCACACCCACCCUCACUCUCACCCUCCACCACCGCCGCAGCCGCACAAGCUGCCCUCGCUGAGCUCCCUGCAAAGCACCCUGGGAUUGGACAUGGCGGGCAUCCUGCAGGCGGGCCUCAUCCACCCCGUCACGGGGCAGAUCGUCAACGGCAGCCUGCGGCGGGACGACUUCAUGAGGCGGCGGAGGGGGCGCAGGAGAAACGUGGAGGCGGGGCCGGACAUCGCCUUCAUGCGUAGCCACCCGCUCAGCAUGCCUGAACAACAGCAGAGGCCCGACAGCAUCAGCCACUCAGCGGUGUCGUCCACCACCACCAGCCAAUCAGAACGCUCCCCUGGUCCCCCGCCUGGUCCUCCUGGGGGGCCCUCCAGUUCUCUUCGACUGCCGCCCCCUCCGCCUCCAGAGAGCCUGGUGGGCAUCGACCGAGAGGCGGCCAGCAAGGGCCUGCUGGAGUGGCUGAGGCAGAACCCCAACUACAUGGACAUCUCACCCUUUGGGGCGUCGCAGAGCGCGGCCAUCUUGCACAGCUUUGUGGAGCGUCCGAAGCAGAGGCGUCACCGCUGCAAGGACCCGACCAAGCUGGACGUGAACUCCCUGACCGGGGAGGAGCGCGUGCCUGUAGUGCACAGGAGCACCGGCCGCCGGCUGGGUGGUGCGAUGGCCCCGGCCAUAAAGGAGCUGUCUCGAUGGCUGGACGCCAACUUGGAGUACUGCGUGGCACCUGACUGGGCCGAAGUGGUCAAGCAUUCGGGUUUCCUUCCGGAAGGCAAGUUUGCCCGUAUCCUGACGGAGCCCGUCAGCCGCGACCCGGGGCCCCGCCGCAGAGGCCGACGUCCCCGCAGCGAGAUGCUGAAAGCGGGGCCCCUCCCCCUCCUCCCGCCCGACACGCCCGCCGGCAUGGGCGCCCUGUUCAUGAACGGCGGCCUGAUCGGCAGCAUGGACCUGGUGAGCCUGCAGCAGGGCCAGCGCAGCGUGUCGGGCAUCCCGCUCGCCGGCCUCAUGGGCUUCCCGCACGGCUUCGCGGCGGUGCCCGCGGGCGCCGCUGGGGGCGGGCCGGGCGACGACGGCAAGAACAACGGCAUCAGCAUGCUACCCAUGAUGCUCCACGGCAUGGCGGCGGUGCAGCCGCCCAUGUUCAGCGUGAGCGGCCUGAUGAGCAGCGGGCCGCAUCCUCAUCCUCCGCAUCCUCCUCCUCCGCCACAUCAUCCCCCGUCCUCCUCCUCCUCUCCCUCCGCCUCGGCCUCUGCCUCUUCUCCAACCCCUACCUCCAUCAUCCAGUCCUCCUUUUCUUCCUCCUCCUCCUCCUCCUCGUCCACAGUCGUCACCUCCUCCUCCUCCACCACCCCGAGCCCCGCGACAGGUGGCGGGCCCAGCCCUGCACCCGCCGACUCCUCCUCCACCACCAACGCGUCUUCAUCCGCCGCCGGUGGCGAGAAGCAGCGCAAGGCGGACGAACGAGGAGCGCCGGCGACAUCGACAUCGACAGGGAAGUCCGGGAGUGGUGGCGGUGGCGUGGUCGUGACGAUGGGAGGUCACGUGAUGACGAGCGCCGCGGCGGCAGUGAGCAGCAGCACGGCCAGCAUUAGCAGCGCGGGCAGCCACCUGACCUUUAACCCCUUCCUGAUCCCCGGCAUGUCGCACGGCCUGCUGUACCCCCACAUGUUCCUGCCGCACGGCAGCAUCAUGGCGCUGCCCGGCAUGCCCCCCUCCCCCUCCCCCUCUCCUGCCUCUGCCACGGCGGCAGACAGCUCGGGCAGCCCCAAGAGGAAGAGGAAGAAGGUGCGGGAGGAGGGAGUGGUAGUGGAUGGGAGUGCAGUGCAUGCUGGGAGGGCAGGGAGCCCUCACGUGGAUAACAGCAGCAGUAGUGGUAGCCUGCUCGCCAGAGGGCCUGCCGAUGUACCUGUAAGUGUUUCUCCGGUGACACUGCAGACAAGGCCGCUGGAAGUCGGACAAACAGGGGCGAUGGUGAACAGCAACAGCGUCGUCCCCUUAGAGGAGGAGGAGGGCAGGAGGAGGGGCGCACCCCCCCUGCAGAGCCAGGAGCCAUCAGACUCACAUGGCAGCAAGGGUCAGGACAAUGGCGGUCGAGAGACCCCUGGCAUCGAGCAGCUCCCACCGGGAGGGAACAUGGUGGUGGUGAGCAGAGAGGAGGAGGAGCAGGGACAGGUGACAGAAAGGGAGCUUGCUGCACAGCAACAGAUGAAGGAGGUGGAGGAGGAGGAGGAAGGGAAAGACGACAAACUGCCCCCCGAGAGCGACGUACGGGAGGAGUGUGGAGGGCUCAUAAGGGAGGAGGGGGAGGAGGGGGGUGAGGGUGGCUCGCAGUGAGAAAAAAAAAACUGCCACCGGCAUCACCUGUGGCGAACGUUUCUUUGUCCCCUCUCAACUGUGCAAUGGAGUUCACUUAGUGAUGUGUCCAUCGGUUUCCAUGUAAAGACUUUUAAGUUAUCCACAUAUUAAUGUUUAUAGAAAAAACUCUUGUCCGUACUGAACGUAAUGUGCUCUCUGGAAAAAAGAAAAAGAAAAACACAAAUACACAAACACACACUCCCCUAUACCCCCCACUCCACUCCACUUCAGCCCACUCCACUCCUCCACCCCCCGCUCCAUGGGAAAGAGAAAAAAAGCAAAUCCGGUAAACGAUGGACUCUUCUUCUGCAUGCAAGCGCGCACAGCUAUCUUGGCAGCGAGUUACGCAGCUGAACCGCAAGCAGUCAUUCUCAUCAUGUCCAUGGCAACAGUGACAGCAGCAGCGAGCGGCGAUAUUGCGCUAUUACGAUUACGGUGCAGUGCCUGCCUGCCUGCCUGCCUGGGGGCCACUGAGUCUAUUGGGAGCUGUAAUGUGGGAGAUGGAGAGCAGAGAGAGAGAGAGAGAGAGAGAGAGAGAGAGAAAGAGAGUAGAAGAGAGGCGUACGAUCGGAUCGCAGAGGGCCAAUGAAGUCAUUGUGGUGCGAUCGAUCCAUGUGGACUGCAUCUCCAUAAGGCUGUGGAGGAGGCGAGGCGAGGAGAGGCCAACCCCUGCCGAUAGCAUUCGACAUGCAGUAGAGUGCAGAACAUGAAAAGAUUUUUUCUUUGGGUCUUUAUUGGAUAGGAUAGUUUGAGAGGAGACGGGAGACGAGCUGGAGACAGAUAUGGGGUAGGGUUGGGAAAUUACCAAGGCCGGAUUCGAACCUGGGUCCCCAUGGGUCCCCAAAUAGGCCAUACAUACGGUAUGGGUGCACUGCGCCACAGUAUACCCCCAGAGCGUGACAUGGUGAGGCACUGGAGUGUUGUCUUAAAGGGACCAGAGAGGUUGCGGUGAUGAAGGAUGGCGUUACGUGUCGAUGGUGUUACAGGGUCAAAAAUAAAUCUCCACUCACUGGCCAUCCUCGUCUCUUCUCUGUGACGGACGGGUCUUGUCUUGCACACAAGGACACAUUAAGAUGAAAAGAGUCCUCUUUGUGCAAUGUUAGUAGCCUUUAGCGGACUGGAGACCUUUUUUUUUUGCUGUCCGACCUAAUUUUAAUCAUGCAGCUGCUAUGUAACAGUACUAUAUGUUUUAACGGUAUAUUAAAAAAGAGCCAACAUUUUAUGAAUGCCUAUACCCAGAGAUUAGAGGUAUUACAGAUUCUACUACAUACUGUACUAUGGGAUACAGCAGAAUACUUGAUUACCAGUAGUUGUGUGUUUAAAAUCAAAGGCAAAGAACAAUCCUGAUUGAACUCUUUGAAUAGCUAAUAGAAAUACAGAUCAUUAGCAAGUCAAAAAAGACUCGGAUUUUUAUCUUUUUAUCCUCAGUCACCCAACCGGGCAGGUGAUUGUGAAUGAAUGUCACCGACAGAUAAGAUGGAUCCAGAACCAGAUCCAUUGUGCCAUGACAGAACUUCAGGUAGAGAGAGAGAGAGAGAGAGAGAGAGGGAUAGAGAAAGGAAGAGAAAGAAUGAUAGAGACCAUAGAUAUUGGUGGAGGUCAGAGUGGGGCAUGAGGAAGCACUCAUUUAGAAAACAAAUGUGGAAAAAUAAAAAGACACAUAACAAAACAGCAACACAAUUAAAGCGGUCCAUCCAUCCCCACCCGUUUGCCCCAAUGUGACGACAAGAGCAGAGAGGCCUGGCAGGACCUCAGGCCAGCGUGAGAGAAAAGAAAACUUACCAGUGGGGAAGGCCUACACCAGUGGUUCCCAACCUUUUUCUCCAGGGACCCAUAGGUUGGGUCCCGACCCAUAGGUUGGGAACCACUGGCCUACACUUCCUACUCAAUCGCAGUAGAAAGGCUCUGGUCUGGCGUUCCCCCCUCAGAUUCAUUUUCAGAUCCUUGUAGAAUAGGUCAUGCUAAGACUUCUGAAAUGAAAAUGUAAAUCUGUUUUUUUUUCUUUCUUUCGCUGUAUAUUGCUGUUACUUUUGUUUACAAAGCACACCACAUAUUCAGUUGUCUUUCCCCCCCCUCAUCUCCACUGUUUUGCACCAAGCUGGGGAAAAUGGCAAACUCUGUACCAGUGUUUCCUGUAUUUCACAUAACUGUACAUUGUAGAUGGUUACAAAGGUAGUUUUUUGUUUUUUUUUUCCUUGCCAGAAUUUCACAACAGGGUCUCUUUUUUUGGGUGUACUUUUUAGACUAGGCUUUUUCGGCCGAAUUACUUCUUGAGUUCACGUUCUUUCUGUUUUUUUUGCACAGUCUUUUUUGGUGAAUGUUUACCUGUAAGUGUAUUCCUGUACUCUUGUCUGUCCGUCUGGCGGUCUGGUCUCUCAUCUUGUUGGUUCUCUUUGUUUUUUCUUUCGGUGAGUGUUUGUGUGGAUGCAUGCGCACGCUUGCACAAGACAUGGCCCAUCAUCAUGGACAUUUUGUUGUUAGACAUGUAAUUAUAUCUUUGUCUCACCUUAAGUCACCUUCAUUCUUCAAGCAUUAUUGUUGCCUUGUCACAUCUCGUGACUCCAUAAUUUAUUUUUGGUUUUAAGUUUGUUUGUUUUUUUUCAGUUAGAUUUUUUUUUCUUAAAUAUAUAUAUAGUAUAUAUAUAUAUAAAUCUUUUUCUUUGCCAAAAUUUCACCAAAUGUGGCACCAUUUCAUGUAUCUUAUGUCAGUUAUGUUAAAUAUACAAUGCCUUAUUUAGUUAGUGUUUUUUAUAUAUGGAUGUUUGUUACAUCUACAUGUUGGAAAGUAUAUAUCAAAGUAUUUUGUGUACGGCUUGAUGGUUUGAAACAGAAAGCCUCCGUGGCCAAUCAUACCCUAUUGAUCGUUAAGUGGGCUUCUUAUGAGAACGGAACGUGCCUCUGAACAGCCUGCAACUCUCCCAAUUCUCAUUUUUAAAUGACGUAUUAUACUCCUGGCCUUAUUUUAAACUCACUCUGAGACGAAUAUGUUACUUACAAGUAUCUCUUUCCCAUGGUAUUGUAGAGAAGAGCCGGAAAAAAAAACUACCAUUCAGAAAAAUCACCAUAAUCAAAAGCACAAUUGUAAUAACAAGGUUGGACAUGAGGGACUGGUGAGUCGUCCUCUUGGUUCCCGUGAGAGGUCCUGGCCCAUAUUUGUUAUGUGGAUGUGAUGAUCAUGUCACUUAUGAUGUAUGUACUGUAGGGUAGUCAUGGAUACCAAUCAUCAUCAUCAGUCGUCACAACGUUUUAACAUGAUUCCUGAUGUUAAUCGACGUCUCUGUUCAAGCCUGUGAUCAGAUUGUUGUCAUUGUAUGGGUGUUUUAACUUGUGAACGGUUUCAUUUGAUCAUGUUGGAGUAAAUUCGAGUUUGUUUUUUUGAUAGUUUUUUUUGUUCACAUGAUGUCACUAAGGGGGCCUUCUGUUGUAUUUCAGAUGCCAUAUAUGAGUCGCGACUAUAGAGAACAAAGGGGCUGUUCAGAAACCUGUUGAUUAGAUGGUGAGUCCAAAGGGUCUUAAAAGCUUGAUCACAAAAUGCCCUGUUGCAGAAAAACAAAAACAAAAAAGAUUUUUUUGAUGCCCAGUUUUUAGGGUCUUCAGAGAAUUCACAUCCCCCCCAAAAAAACAAAACAGAUUUACCACAUGGAGAUGCGGGCAAGUAUUAGUCUGUCAGAAGGACAUCUUGUUUUACCUUUCAUGCAUUCUUGAUAUGAAAAAGCCCUUGUAUUUAGAUUCAGACAUGGCUCAGCUAAAAUAAAAUAAAAAAGUGCAGUAUGGAAGUAUCGUUUUCAAAAUGGUCAUCAUGUCAACCAUCCAUGUUGUUAAACUCACUCCUCCUCCACAACUGCUCCAUAUAUUGGAAGGCAAGACUGAUAUUCAAAAGCUUCUUUUGUUGGUUUGGGUUUUUUUCCCCAUAUAUUUAUUUUACACCACAGAUUUUUGUUUAUUAUUAUUUUAUUUUAUCUACCUGUAUUCAAACUUACUGUAUGCAUAACGGUUGCUGAUUUUUAAAGAUUUUGCUCUCAUCAUGUGCAGUACAGUACUGUUGUUGCCCCCCGCAGUGAAUGUUUAUGAUGACGUUUCUUUUGUUGGUAUGCCCUCAACUGAAGCAGAGGUAGUUUCAGAUUUGCUGGAAGAAAAAACACACACAUACACGCACACGACACAUGCCUCAGAGUAGUGUUGAUACUCUAUGAACAUUACUGGCUGUAACUUUAUAAAUGUCUGUUCUCAAAGUUUUGCCCAAGACUCUUCGGGCAACGUUCUAUUCAGAUAUACUUCUGUCUAUUGAAUAGCAUUUGUAAAAUCUGAAAUCUACAUUCAAAUGUGGAGUUUUGGGUCCAAGGCAUUUAUGGGCAAAGCAAAAUCAAUGAAUCUGGUACACUAAAGUCUUCUUCAUGGAAUAAAUUCGAAGAUGAUAAUUCAGAGGAAGUUUUUAGGAGCUGUAAAUGUUGUGAUCCAAAACGUUGCCGUGUUACACCUGAUAGUCCCAAUACUGUUGGACUGUACUCUCAAUGAAGCAACUGGUGUUCUCUUUUUGUUUGGGAGAAGCCCAUUAUUCUGUGUUUUUUAAACGCACUUUGUUUGUGCAACAGUGUCUGGUUCAGAGAAUUCAAGAAUUGGAACACCUUGGCAUCAUGAGGCCCCAUUUUUAACACUCCGAGGCAGUUGUUUGUUGAGGUUGUCUCGCAAAAAAAAAGAAAAGAAAAGAAAACAAUUGCUGAGCUACAAUUAUUCUGAGAUAUUUGCACGCCGUGGGAGAGAAACAGGGCUCUUACGUACUAGGUGUUCUGCUGUGUUUGUCCUUGCAUGCUUGGACAGGCUGGUAUUGGCCAUAGCAACCACUCCUAACAACACUCGACUCGCACCGCACCGCACCGCACCGCACAUGACAUAACGGACGGCAUAACGCUCAGAUUGGGUGUCUGUAUGCAUGCUUAACAGUUUCUGUUCCUCAGCUGCUUGCGUUUAGGACAGUAGGCUAUAGUCUGCAGCUCAUUCGGUAACUGAAAGGCCAGUGUUCACUAAGUGGAUGUACUGUUCGCUCUUAGUUUCAGCAAACCAAGUGCACUGUAUUAUGGGAGCAUAUGCUAUUGGGGGGAAAAAAAAGAACAGAAAAAAAAAUGUUUUCUGAAAACAGCAACAUGAGAGACGUGGGGUUUUGUUUUUAUUUUUUAUUUUUUAUUGAACUAGCUCCUGUAUUCCCAUGUGGACCAAUCCCAUCAUUCAAAACAUGGUAUGUGAUCUUUUAUUGUGCAAUAAAAGAUGACUUUCAACUUUAA
Engraulis encrasicolus (European anchovy) is the source of this 15901-nucleotide messenger RNA. RefSeq names its product chromodomain helicase DNA binding protein 6 (gene chd6). The record is from RefSeq and is a predicted model, not a curated record. The coding region runs from base 300 to 10601 and encodes 3433 amino acids. Gene Ontology annotation, molecular function: protein binding; ATP binding; ATP-dependent chromatin remodeler activity. NCBI's taxonomy places the organism in Eukaryota, Metazoa, Chordata, Actinopteri, Clupeiformes, Engraulidae. The transcript is spliced from 42 exons.